CAACUUGUCAAUGUCAACACGCUUGAAACUAGAAAUUUGAAAUGAAAUUCGAACCAGGAAAUUAAAUUUGAAUUUUGGUUAGGAUCACGUUUAGUACCUAUUUUAAGUUUCUAAAAUCUUUUGAAACCUUUGUUUUACCAUUUUGAUUUUGUAGUUCAAGUUUGAUAUUGAACUUUGUGAAUAUUUUAAUGUAUUGUGUAUUAUUUAAGCAAUAAAAGCAACAAUGGAAAAUUGGCAAGAGAAGAAAAAUCUUAUAACUCGCAACUUGCAAGAAGUGUUGGGUGAUGAAAAACUCACAGAAAUUUUGAAACAACGUGACCUCAGUCUUUAUUGGGGUACUGCUACCACAGGUCGUCCUCAUGUAGCUUAUUUCGUCCCCAUGUCCAAAAUUGCUGACUUUUUAAAAGCAGGAUGUGAAGUUACAAUUUUGUUUGCUGACUUACAUGCUUACUUGGACAAUAUGAAGGCACCUUGGGAUUUGUUAGCCUUACGAACUCAGUAUUAUGAAGCAGCCAUCAAAGCUAUGCUAACAUCUAUUGGAGUUUCACUUGAAAAAUUAAAGUUUGUAAGGGGUACGGAAUAUCAGCUAAGUAAAGAAUACACAUUGGAUGUGUAUCGUAUGUCGUCUGUUAUUACUGAACAUGAUGCUAAAAAAGCUGGAGCGGAGGUUGUAAAACAGGUUGAUCACCCGCUGUUAAGUGGGCUCUUGUAUCCAGGUCUUCAAGCUCUUGAUGAAGAGUACUUGAAGGUUGAUGCUCAAUUUGGUGGAGUGGAUCAGAGAAAAAUAUUUACAUUGGCAGAGAAAUAUUUACCUAACUUGGGCUAUGCGAAAAGAGUACAUCUCAUGAAUCCAAUGGUGCCUGGUCUCACAGGAGGAAAGAUGUCAGCAUCUGAAGAAGACAGCAAAAUUGAUUUACUUGAUAACCCUGCUGCUGUAAAGAAAAAGCUUAAAAAGGCUUUCUGUGAGCCAGGUAACAUAACAGAAAAUGGAAUAUUAUCUUUCACAAAAUUUGUCAUAUUCCCAUUAAUGAAAGCUGAUGAUAAAUUUUUGAUAUGUAGAGCAGAAGCACAUGGUGGUAAUGCAGAGUAUUCUAAUUUUGAAGAUUUGGAAGCUGCAUUUGCAAAGGAGGAAAUUCAUCCUGGAGAUUUGAAAGCAUCAGUAGAAGCAGCCAUCAAUAAGCUUCUGGCACCUAUACAAGAAAUAUUUAAAGAUCCUAAAUUAGUAGAACUGACUAAGAAAGCUUAUCCACCACCAUCAAAAGUUAAGGGAAACUUGGGAAGUGCUGGUACAGAUGAAGUAACACCAAGCAAACUUGACAUUAGAGUUGGUCGUAUCGUAGAAGUGUCAAGACACCCUGAUGCUGACGCCCUCUAUGUUGAAAAAAUAGAUGUAGGUGAAAGUGAACCUAGAACUAUUGUAUCAGGGCUAGUAAACUUUGUGCCUAUAGAGGAAAUGCAGAAUAGAGAUGUAGUUGUUUUGUGCAACUUAAAGCCUGCAAAAAUGAGAGGAGUUGAAUCGAAGGGUAUGGUUCUUUGUGCAUCUAUUGAUGAACCAAAACAAGUGGAACCCUUAACCCCACCAAAAGAUAGUAAGCCAGGCGACAGAAUUGUUAUAGAAAGCUAUGAAACUGGUGAACCUGAUGAUGUUUUGAAUCCUAAGAAAAAAGUGUGGGAGAAACUACAGGCUGAUCUGAAAACAUCUGAAGACCUAUUAGCUGUAUGGCAGGGAAAUAAAUUAGUUAACAAAGUAAAUGGUAAUCCAGUCACAACAAAGUCUAUGAAAAAUGCUCCAAUCAAGUGAUUUUAUUAUUAUAAGUUUAUAAGUACAGCUAUUUUCUUGCUUUGCAUUUACAUUUAUAUGUAAAUAAUAUCUGACUCACUUUAAAAAUGAUUAAUAAUACUUAAUUUAUUGUAAAGAUUUUGUUUGAUUAAUAUUUCUUCUUUUUAAUGGCUUUUGCAGUUACUGAUUUUUUUCAGUAUAAUUAAUAUCUUAAUCAUGCUCAUUAUGUAACUGGGUAAUGUUAUUUUUCUAUUUUAUAAAUAAGAAUAUUAUCAAUAAUAGAGUAAAAUGUUGUUCAAUUAAAAAUAUAUAUUUAAAUUAGAAUAUAUUACAAAUAUGUAUUUACAUUUUUGUGAACAAAGUACCAUUUUACUAAAGUGCAGGCUUGCUUUGCUGGACUAAUUAUUCUGAUUAUUGAAAAUACAGGUAUUUGUCAUCUUUU
Molecule: messenger RNA, 2222 nt
Organism: Bicyclus anynana (squinting bush brown)
Lineage: Eukaryota; Metazoa; Arthropoda; Insecta; Lepidoptera; Nymphalidae
Gene: TyrRS
Product: tyrosine--tRNA ligase, cytoplasmic
Exons: 2
Coding region: 224-1801 (525 amino acids)
Biological process (GO): tyrosyl-tRNA aminoacylation
Molecular function (GO): tyrosine-tRNA ligase activity; ATP binding; tRNA binding
Source: RefSeq, a predicted model, not a curated record